AUGACUCAAAGACAAAAGACCGUCAAAAUCGCCGCUAUUCAAGCAUCACCAGCAUGUUUCAAUCUCUCUGAAAGUCUCAAAAGGAUUCAACACUUUACUGCAACAGCGGCCUCUCAAGGAGCAGAACUAGUGGUCUUCCCAGAAGGGUUCUUAUCCGCAUAUCCAUGGCGAUACGCGUUCGAUGCCACGAUCGGGUUCCGUGAGCCCCGAGGUUUCUAUGUUCAUUCUGGAGUUUGAACUAGGCUGAUUAUAGCAGGCCGAAAAUGGUUUGCCAAGUACCAUGAAUCAUCGAUAGAUAUUUCGUCCCCAGACUUCGACAUUUUGCUCGAAUGCGCGAGGGAGAACAAGGUCAAUCUUUAUGUUGGUAUUAUUGAAAAAGAUUUGAGAGGAACCUUGUAUUGCACUACGGUUUUCAUAGGGAAAGAGGGGACACUUCUUCAUAAACACAGAAAGGUAAGUAAGUCUGCUGCACUAAUUCCCAAAGAUGAACUUCUGAGUAAGAACUGUUGUAGUUGAUUCCGACAGGCGCCGAGCGAUUAGUUUGGGGACGGGGUGCAGGGGAUUCAUUGAAAGUGACUGAUGUCGGUUUUGGCAAAGUUGGCGGGUUGAUUUGCUGGGAGAACUAUAUGCCCGCUGCCAGACUUUCUUUAUACCAAUUGGGAAUUGAGUAUAUGCCCGAACCAACUUGGAAAGGAGAUCAACUCUAACGGGUUUUAUCUGGCAGGAUUUACAUCGCUCCAAACGCAGACGACUUACCCGCUUGGAGUGCAAGUAUGCAGCAUAUCGCCAAAGAAGGUCGAUGUUUUGUUAUUUCCGUCAAUCAGUUCUGCAAGGUAUCAAUCCCUUCUUCCCAUCUCUCCCGUCAUUAGGAAAAUCGAAGCUCAAAGUGAAUAACACCAGGUGUCUGAUUUCCCUGAUGAUUAUCCCCCUUUUGCAGAGGGAAGCAUAGAUCGCAAUUCUGACGGUGAGAACUGGAGCAAGAACGAUAUUUUGAAUCAUGGUGGAUCAUGUGUUGUUGGUCCCUUGGGUACUUUCAUCGUGGAGCCUGUUUUCGACAAAGAAGAGAUAUUGUAUGCAACGUUGCAGCUUUCUGAUCUCGUGGAGGCAAGGGUAAGUUUACGCCCUUAUCUUGACUUUUUGGCAAUUGCUCAUUUUGAUGUCAGAUGGAUUUUGAUCCUGUUGGAAACUAUUCGAGGCCGGAUAUUUUGUAGGUGGCUACCAGUGGCAAUCAAGACUUUAUUAACUAAUUACUUAGUACUUUAAAUGUCGACAAGAAAUCCGCUGUCAAUGUAGCGUUUAAGGAAUGA
Molecule: messenger RNA, 1307 nt
Organism: Hymenoscyphus albidus
Lineage: Eukaryota; Fungi; Ascomycota; Leotiomycetes; Helotiales; Helotiaceae
Source: the annotation of a GenBank genome assembly